AUGUACACAAUUUCGAGAAGGUGUAAACAUUGCGGCGAAUGUUGUGGUAAACUAGAAGAUGGUGUAUCAAUCAGCUGAUUCUAAAGUAUUAUUAGUGAGUUAACAGUACAAAUGAACGGCUUUAGUACGGGUGAAGAGGAUUCAAGAGGCCCAACAGAUCAAAUUUGUUGUUUAAUUGAUAAUAGUGAACGUUGUACAAAACCAGCUGGAAACGCAUCGUAUAGUAAGAAGAUUCAAAAGACUGCCAUUCAAAGGAGGUUAAAUUUCGGCUUAGACAGUAACGCUAGACACAACUAUAUUUGUGACUACCACAAGAUGAUAAUUCAGUGUGCUAGAACUAAAAGGAGAAGAAAAGACUCAGAAGAUGAUUCAAAUGAAACGGACACAGAUGUCCCGGAAGUAGAUCUCUUUCAAUUACAAGUAAACACCUUAAGAAGGUACAAAAGACAUUAUAAGGUGCCAAUGCGACAAGGUCUCAAUAAAGCCCAACUUGCAGAUGUAAGUACUAAUUUUCUUCAAGUAUAUUCAUCAAUUUCUUAUAUUUUUUUAAUUUGUUUAUCAUUUAUGCAUUGCAAUUGUUUGAUUUUAAAAGUUAUUUAUCAUUUGUUAUACCAAAUAUUCAUAUUGUCUUACUGUUUAAUACUUGGAUCUUUUUUCUGUUUUGUGUGUAAAGUUAAAAACCUUCGUUUGUACUCUUUUUUUUCUUUAAUUUGUGUCUAUUUAAGACAUUUCAUUGUUGUUAAUUGUAGAAUUGUUCUAGUACGACAUUUUUUUACACUUCCAACAAAAAUUAGUACAUAAUUUGUUAUUUUGCUAAAAUAUUUUAUGAAAGAAUUUGGGCUUGUUUUAUUUUAUUUCGUCUAAGUACAUAAUGGCUCUGUAACUUGAUUAAAACUUCAAAAUGCACUUUAAAACUUUUGACCAAAUCAUAAUUCCACCCGUAAAAAUGGUGCUGCAGCUAUUGUGUUAAUUGCAGAAGGCUUCUUACAAUUACAAGUGGCGAGAUCCCUAUUUUUGGUGCAUUAAGGACUUUCCAAUGAAGACAUCAAAAUCUAGGUCCGUGGGAAUAUAAUUGUUGGAAUUCAACACUUACUUCACCUCUCCAAUAUUUUGUAUGGUUUUAUCAACAUGAAAUAAGCAAGGAUGCAUACCAAAUUUUGCAUUUAGCUGCAUACAACCAAGGUACUGAUGAUAAAUUGGGGUAAAACGAAAUGGUGGCUGUUUUAAACUUGAAAUCACCCAUUUUACUCCUUCUUUUCUUGUUUAUUCAAAUAUUGUUAGAAUUAUCUAUCAAAUAACCUCUAUUUGAAUCUAUAGAAAGACUAAAAUGGCAUUCAAAAUUUGCCCAGAUUCUGUAAUGAACUUUUUUCAUGGCCCUUAGUGGGUGUAUACAAUGUAAUUUGUUAUAAAUCUUCUUCAGAGCCCAAGUGACUGCAUUUAUUUGGGUUUUAGUGUUGGUUUGGACCGACUUGGGUUGUUUGAUUUGUUUUUUCUGAAUUUUUUCUCCAUUCUUGAAACUAUAUGGAGACUAAAAUAGGGGAAAAACUUGACGGAUAAGCUUUAUCGAUUUUGGUUAAAAGAAGUUUUCUUUUUGCCAAUGUCCUAAUUGUUUAUUGGUCAAAUUAAUUUUUUAGGGAUCGAUAAACAAAAAUUUUUUGUUAAAUGUUUAUUUUGAACUAUUUUUUCCUCAUUUUUUUUUUUUGAAAUUACACCCUAUAUGGAGGGAAAACAAGUCUUUUGAUUUACUUCAAAUUCCUCACUGUUUAUUGUCAAAAUUUAUUUUUCAGGGAUCCAAAAAUAAAAAAUUGUGUUAAAAUGUUUAUUUUCAACUGUUUUCAUCAUUUUUUGUACCACAUAGUAAAUUUUUUUAGACGUUAAUGAAGCACUUCAAAACGAUUUCCGUGAAAGAAAAAGAAGUUGUGACUUUUUUUAUCUACACCGUGAAAACCAACGCCAAUAAACUGGACCAGAAAAAUGGCAUUAACAACGAUACCACAUAAAGUAUACGUGCAAUUGGGUGGAAAGUAAUAAUGAUAAUAAUAUUUAAAACAAAAAUUUAAUGUAGUAUAUUUAAGUAUAAUAUAUUUUGCAAUUUUAAAAUGUUUUCUAUAAAAUAAAAAAUAAUACAAA
Molecule: messenger RNA, 2130 nt
Organism: Diorhabda sublineata
Lineage: Eukaryota; Metazoa; Arthropoda; Insecta; Coleoptera; Chrysomelidae
Gene: Sap30
Product: histone deacetylase complex subunit SAP30 homolog
Exons: 2
Coding region: 112-801 (229 amino acids)
Biological process (GO): regulation of DNA-templated transcription
Cellular component (GO): histone deacetylase complex
Molecular function (GO): protein binding; transcription coregulator activity
Source: RefSeq, a predicted model, not a curated record